This is a messenger RNA of Ostrinia furnacalis (Asian corn borer), 2219 nucleotides long. Its product is annotated as peptidyl-prolyl cis-trans isomerase G-like. The transcript has 7 exons. The record is from RefSeq and is a predicted model, not a curated record. The coding region runs from base 1 to 1935 and encodes 644 amino acids. Lineage: Eukaryota; Metazoa; Arthropoda; Insecta; Lepidoptera; Crambidae.
AUGCGAGAUGGUAGUGCUAAGAAGAGGUCAUCACAUAAGAAGCGCCAAUAUCGCUCCAACCGUGACUCGUCUACAAGUGUCAGCCCCAGGCGCAGUUCUCGCAGGGAGAGGAGUAAGUCCCGCCGUCGCAGCAGCCGCCGCCGAUCGCUGGACCGGCGCGAGCGAGACAGGGAGCGCGAACGCGAGCGCGAGAGGGAGCGAGAGAGAGAACGGAGACGGCGCGAAAGAGAGCGUAGGGAGAGGUCGCGAGAACGCCGCCGUUCGCUCGAAAGACGUAGGCGCUCGCGGUCGCGUUCGCGAAGGCGUUCCAGAGACAGGUCCGGGGACCGGCGCCGGUCGCGCUCGCGCAGGCGGUCCCGCUCGCGCCGCCGCUCGGGCCGCCGCUCUCGCGACCGCCGCUCCAGGGACCGCCGUUCUAGGGACAGAUCCAGCCGCGACAGAAGAGACAGGUCUAAAGAGCGCAGCGUCAAGGACAGCAGGAGGUCGAGGGACAGGAAGUCUCGCGACAAGAGGUCCAGCGACCUCAUCAAAGAACGCCUGGAGAAGUCCGUGUCUAUACCACGGAAAGAAAACCUCGAAAAACCACGCAAGAAGUCUGCCGAAAGGAUUUCAAUCGCACGCGAGGAGCUCUCCAAAGAACGAGUCAUAUCCAGUUCGAGCAGGGAAUCCUCUGUGGCCAACGACAAAUCCGCCGCCCAAAAUGAUAGCCAAGUUAAAGCUGUACAUUCUACUGAUGACGAAAGGGAAGAAUUUAUACCGAUACCUACUCUACGAGAGUACUCCAAGAGCCUGUCACGCACGCCGUCGCCAUUCUUGAGAAAACAUGAGAUUGAAAAUAACAAAAAAUCUGACAGAUCUUGCGAUGACGCUUCUGGCAAAGAACACCAAGAAGAAGAGCCUAAAGUCAAGGAGGUUAAAAAAGCUAAACGCAAAUCCCGCCAUACCGAAUCAGAAAGUGAAAGUAGUGAAGAGGUUGCUAAGUCAAAGAGCAAAGCAAAACUUAAACGUAAAGAAAAAGUUACCUCCAAGAAGACAAAGAAACCUAAAAAAGAGAGCUCCUCCAGUGACAGUGAGUCCGAGGAGUCGUCGUCGAGUGACUCUGAAGAAGAUAGGAAAAAGAAGAGCAAGAAGACUUCAAAGAAAAAGUUGGCAAAGAAAUCAAGGAAAAAGAGGGCCCGCUCUUCGAGUUCGGAAUCUAGUUCUGAAGAGGACGUCAAACAUAAGAGUUCUAAAAAGAAGAACAUUCCAGAAGAGUCUGAUACAGACAAGAAAUCAAAGAAGCGUUUGAAGGAUCCUAGUGUAGAUCGUUCGAGGUCAGAGAAAGUGGAUGGGAAACAAUCUAAGUCAAAGAAAGCUGAUAAUUCUGAAGACUCGCACGCUGAAAGCUCCGAUAGCGAUGCGAAGUCGAGCAAAAAGAAAGUUGCGAAACGCGAUUCCACUAGUUCGGAUAAAGAAGCUCGACGAGGUAAAAAAGUUGACGUAUCCAAAGAAAAGCCACCUUCGCCUGAAGUAAAGUCCAGGAAAGGUGAAGAAAAGGUGUCAAAGCAGAAGCAUUCUGAAGAUCACAAAUCUAAGUCACGCGACGAACCUGAGAAGAAAGCGAAGAAACGAGAGAAGGACGACUCCUCCUCAGACAGCGAUCAAGUAACUAAAAAGAAGCCAAGAAAGAAGGUGUCUGAAUCUGAAUCCGAAUCGGACAGUGACGAACCUAAAAAAUCAAAGAAAACUAAAAAGCAUAAAAAACACUCGAAGAAGCAUAAGAAACACAAAAAACAUAAGAAAGCAUCCAAAAAGAAGGACGACUCCUCCGACAGCGAGGAGGCCGAGGAGGAGGAGGAGGAAGGAAAAGUUAACAAUGAAGACCUAGAAAAGAAACUUCGCGAAAGAGCUUUAAAAUCUAUGAAGAAGCAAACGAGUGUGUCUGGCUCCGAAUAACAACCGGCACAUAACUCUUUUCGUCCACUUUUGGAGUAAUGCUGACUUUUAAGUAGUGUAACACUAUUACAUAUUAAUGUUUUUUAUUUUAACUAAAUGUUGCUAAACAUUUUUGGAAUGAAUUAGCAUGUAUGAUUUAAUGAUUACGUGUAUGUCACAUUGUUAGUAAUAAUAAAGUCUUGAAACUAUGCAAAUUGUAUUUUAUUAUGUUACAUCUUCUGUUAUACUUAAAACUACCUACAUAACAUUACUUUGGAUAAUACUUUGGUUAGCUUACAUAAAUA